This is a messenger RNA of Xyrauchen texanus (razorback sucker), 2795 nucleotides long. RefSeq names its product ras homolog family member Ua (gene rhoua). The transcript has 3 exons. Gene Ontology annotation, biological process: small GTPase-mediated signal transduction. Bases 183 to 944 code for a protein of 253 amino acids. The record is from RefSeq and is a predicted model, not a curated record. Gene Ontology annotation, molecular function: GTPase activity; GTP binding. Lineage: Eukaryota; Metazoa; Chordata; Actinopteri; Cypriniformes; Catostomidae.
UUUAUCUCAUAUAAACAAACCCUUCUUGAUUUGAAAUGUAGCUGUAAGUGUACAUUUUCCCCUCUCAAUGGAAACCGUCGUGAAACCGGUGACUGUCACUCUGUUCUCUCAUCCAGACGUAAGAAGUCAGAUGAAUACCUGAAACUGGCGUUCAUUUUCCGGGACAGUCAGUGUUUUCAGCGAUGCCUCCUCAGGGAGGAGGAGAAUAUAAACCCGUUCCAGGUACGGUUGUGCCGCCGAUACCCCCGAGAAGAUUCAGGGGCAGAGAUUUGUCCACCGCAGUGAAAAGCCGUUUCGGGUCCGCAGCGGAGCGCCGGGUGAAGUGCGUGCUGGCCGGUGACGGUGCUGUGGGAAAAACUAGUCUCAUUGUGAGCUAUACCACGAAUGGAUAUCCCACCGAGUAUGUUCCAACAGCUUUUGAUAAUUUUGCAGCAGUUGUAGCUAUGGAUGGCAAGCCUGUGAAAGUUCAGCUUUGCGACACUGCCGGUCAGGAUGAGUUUGACAAGCUAAGGCCGCUAUGUUACACCAAUGCUGACGUCUUCCUUCUCUGCUUCAGUGUGGUAAGUCCCUCCUCCUUCCAGAAUGUGAGGGAAAAGUGGGUGCCUGAGAUCCGCCGGCACUGCCCAAAAGUACCCAUACUGCUGGUCGGCACUCAGGCUGACCUUCGGCAAGAUGUUAAAGUGCUCAUUCACCUCGCAAAAUAUAAAGAGCGUCCAGUGGACCCCCAAGAAGCCUUCUUAUGUGCUGAAGAAUUACAGGCUGUCUCAUACAUGGAGUGCUCAGCACUCACCCAGAAGAACCUGAAGGAGGUGUUUGACACAGCCAUAGUGGCCAGCAUCCAGUACUCUGACAGCCAGCAGCAGAAAAGACUGAAGAAGCGCACGCCUGAUAAAAUGAGGAAUCUCUCCAAGUCUUGGUGGAAAAAAUACUGCUGUCUGUCAUAGAAGAAAUAAUCCGAUUUUGUACUGUUGUUGUGGAUGUGGUUUGAAUGUAAAUGGCUUUUUUGAAUUCAAAUGGAAACAAAUACAUCUGCUUUGUUGGUGGAUUAAUUGGAGAAGAGGUGGCCAUGAGACACUGAAGAGGACAUAAUCUGUAGAAAAGAUCUAUUUGUCAUGAAAUGGAAUGAUUCAUAGCCAGCAGAUUCCAAGGUAUCAGUUACAAUGGACGACAGAACUCCAUUGUACAUUUGAGGAUCUGUUCCUCAUUGGGAAAGACCCAGGUUAACCUCACAUUGUCAUUUAAACAAAUUAGGGCAAGAAUCAUCUGUCUUUCUUUACCUUAUCUGCUGCUGAGGAGGGUUUCAAAGUGGACUUAAGAGCUGCCCCAUUGCUACAGAUCUAGUCAGACUACCAGUCACCUUUGCCAGAAUUUUACUCGUCCAUCUAAGAUUCGCUACACUGUGAGAAGCAAAGACCAUUUUGGUUAAUUUCAGCAAAGCCUAGGAUUGUGUUGGUGUUAUAACGUUCUUCUUUGUUAAAGACCCACUAAUGAUUCCCAAUUAUUAGCAUGAACAGGAGAACCUGGGUUAUGUAUUCUGUCAUUUGUAUAUCAAAGCAUUAGUGUGAUCUAGAAUAAAAGCAAAUGUUUGGGCAGACUGUCAGCUUGACGUCACUGACAUGUAUAUGGUUGUCUUGUUAGGGUGAAUGAUAGUCCAUUUUAGAGACAGCAGGACACUGGCACUUCUCUCCAGGCUCCAUUGUUUACAUCUGGUCCAUACCCAAACAUACUGUGCCGUUGUAAGUGAGACUAGACUAGUAGGCCUGUUGGACUGUAUAUCUGGUCAUAGAACCUGGAGCUUCAUCAACAACGCAAUGUUUUAAGUUCAGCGAUUCAGUACUGUCAGGUCCGAUAGAGUAGAAAUGUGCUGGAGUCAGAAGUACUGUACUUGUACGUAUACAGUAGACUGGUCAUUCAUGACAGAAUAACCAACACAAAUUGUUUUCCAGAUUUUCAACUGGAAAUUAUAGACCAGUGAUCAUCAUAGCUUUCUAAUUACUUCCCAUUAAAAGGAAUGGAAUGGUUCCAAACUCCUAAUGGCAAUGCAGUUUAUGGCACUUUUUAACAUCAACAUUGUCACAGAAAAUGUUUUACUGGAAACACAUUUUUCUUUAGUUCUAGUUGUGGAAUGAUGUCAUCCACAUCAUGCUUUGAUAAGCAUUAUAGUCCUAUCAUCAAAGAAAGUCUGUAUAACAUUUGGGGAGGAUUGUCCCAGGGCAAACUGCACUUUUUUAUCAAGCUUCCACAUCAGAUAAACUGGUAAAGUAACCUGCUGCUAUGCGAUAUGUGACCGUGUAAAGUGAAUGUAAAGAAAAGUUAAUGUUUCACUGUAUAAGCUGGGGUGGAUGUUAAAGAACUACUAACUUCACUAGUGGUAAAUAUUUUCCUUCAUGGGCACCGAAUGAACCAAGAAUGAAUCAAGAUAAUUGACAAAAGAGAGUUCUUUGUUUGCCACUUCUAAUGUUUGAUUAUGCCUGACCCUGCUGCAAAAAAAAAACAGCUUAAACCAGGAUUAAUUCCCAUGCUGUUGGACCAGCACUACAAUACAAAAACUUUUUGUCUUGGUUUCCAGUAAAAUAUCUAAUUAUUCUUAAAACAAGAUAAAUUUACUUGAGAAGCUAAAUUAAAUAAGAUAUGCUGUCUUGUUUUCAUGGAAAUUUAACAAAAUACACUAAUGUUUAUGCUUAUACAGUAAUAAGAAAAUCUAUUUUUCAGUGGGGAAAGAAAAGUUUAUUUUUCUUACCUUAUUGUCAAAUAGUUUUUUCCUGUGUUAAGCAUAAACCCCACUAAAAAAAAUC